AUAAACUAAAAUUAAUAUAUUUGAGUAGAUUUUAAAAUACAUAAAGAUGCCACGAAAAGUGGUAGAAAAGCUUAUUUCUAUUAAAGAUCGAAGUUCAUAUAGUGCAGGAAGCCUUUUGUUAGAAAACCUAGAAAAAGAUCCUUUUAAAACCUUUGAAAAAUGGUUUAAAGAAGCCAUGAAUACAGAUGAAGCAAAUGCCAUGACGCUUUCAACAGCUAGUCUUCCAUCAGGACGAGUUUCGGCAAGAAUGGUUUUGUUGAAAGAAGUGGAUAAUCAAGGAUUUGUUAUUUAUAGUAAUCUUGAAACGUCUCGUAAAUCACAAGAUCUCAGAUCAAAUAGAUGGGCAGCACUGACAUUUUACUGGAGAGCUUUAGAAAAACAAGUUCGAAUUGAAGGAAAAAUAGAAUACCUUUCAUCAGAAGAAUCGCAAAAAUAUUAUGAUAGUAGACCAUUACAUUCUAGAUUAGGAGCAUGGGCAUCACCACAAAGUGUAUAUUUGAAAGAUCGAAGAGAAUUAGAAGAAAGAUUUGAAGAAAUAAAAAGAAAAUUUUUGAAAGAAUUGAAUCAUGAAAAUACACGAAUACCGAUUCCACCAUUCUGGGGAGGACUUAGAGUUGUUCCGGAAUCCAUAGAGUUCUGGCAAGGCCGUGAAAAUAGACUUCAUGAUCGAUUUGUAUAUAUAAAGCAAGAAAGUGGAUGGGAUAUACAUAGAUUGGCGCCAUAAAAUCGCACAAAAAAAGAGAAUAUUCCUGUAGAAUUAAAACUAAAAG
Pneumocystis carinii B80 is the source of this 770-nucleotide messenger RNA. RefSeq names its product pyridoxamine 5'-phosphate oxidase. The transcript has a single exon. Gene Ontology annotation, molecular function: pyridoxamine phosphate oxidase activity; FMN binding. Bases 47 to 724 code for a protein of 225 amino acids. Gene Ontology annotation, biological process: pyridoxine biosynthetic process. The record is from RefSeq and is a predicted model, not a curated record. Lineage: Eukaryota; Fungi; Ascomycota; Pneumocystomycetes; Pneumocystales; Pneumocystaceae.